Messenger RNA from Echinops telfairi (small Madagascar hedgehog), 1255 nucleotides. RefSeq names its product mitochondrial ribosomal protein L2 (gene MRPL2). Gene Ontology annotation, cellular component: ribosome. Gene Ontology annotation, molecular function: structural constituent of ribosome; RNA binding. Gene Ontology annotation, biological process: cytoplasmic translation. The record is from RefSeq and is a predicted model, not a curated record. Lineage: Eukaryota; Metazoa; Chordata; Mammalia; Afrosoricida; Tenrecidae. Bases 292 to 1206 code for a protein of 304 amino acids. The transcript is spliced from 7 exons.
UGUGUCCCCGUCCCGGGCGGGAGAAAGACGGGCAGUCGGCUUUCACGACCGGGGAAAGCCUAUGGGACCCUUCCACCCUGUCCUGCAAGGUCGCGAUGAGUCGGGACCAACUAGAGGGCAGUGGAGUUUCUUGAUGGACAGCUUGGCGGCGGGGCGCGAGAAGGUCCCCGGGUCGGCCCUCCCGCCUACGUCACAGGAGGGCGACGGUUCUAGGAGCGGGGAGCGUCAUCGGGCAGCGCCGGGCUGCCGGUAAGGUGCAGUGCCCAGCGCAGGCCGAACCCGUUGGUGCUCAUGGCCCUACGGGCGCUGACCCGCACUCUGGGCUCUUUGAGCCUGUCACCCUCGGCUGCCACCUCCUGCGCCCCGAGCCUGCUCCCCGCCACCCAGGUGAUAAGCCAUGCCUUCCUCCAGUCACCGUCGACGUCACUGUUGCUCCCCUACCGGCCAGUCCUUACCUCCGUGGCCCUUAGUGCCAAGAUUAUGUCCUGGAAGAGUCGUACCAAGUACACCAUUACACCGGUGAAGAUGAGGAAGUCUGGGGGCCGAGACCACACAGGCCGGAUCCGAGUGCACGGCAUUGGCGGGGGCCACAAGCAGCGUUAUCGAAUGAUCGACUUCCUGCGAUUCCGACCCCAGCAGGAGACCAAGCCAGGACCUUUUGAAGAGAAGGUUGUUGUGGUCCGCUAUGAUCCCUGUAGGUCGGCAGACAUCGCUCUGGUUGCUGGGGGCAGCCGGAAACGCUGGAUCAUUGCCACUGAGAACAUGAAGGCUGGAGAUCUGAUCCUCAACUCAAAUCACAUAGGCCGGAUGGCAGUUGCGGCUCAGGAAGGGGAUGCACAUCCUCUGGGGGCCCUGCCCGUGGGUACCCUCAUCAACAAUGUGGAGAGCGAGCCCGGCCGAGGGGCCCAGUAUAUCAGAGCUGCAGGUACUUGCGGUGUGCUGCUGCGGAAGGUGAACGGGACAGCCAUCAUCCAGCUGCCCUCGAAGAGGCAGAUGCAGGUUCUGGAAACAUGCACAGCAACCGUGGGCCGGGUCUCCAACGUCGAUCAUAACAAACGGGUCAUCGGCAAAGCGGGCCGGAACCGCUGGCUGGGCAAGAGGCCUUCUAGUGGGCUCUGGCAUCGCAAGGGAGGCUGGGCUGGCCGGAAGAUUCGACCCUUGCCCCCCAUGAAGAGUUAUGUGAAGCUACCCUCAGCCGCUGCGUAGAGCUGACCCCUGGAUUGAAAUAAAAUGACCCCUGAUUUUUGUUACUGUU